AUGCCUCGUGAUGCCGGCCCCCGCAAGCCCACCCUCAAGCAGCUGGCGAAGCAGAAAGCGAAGGACAUCAAGACCCGGGAGCGCAACGAGGCGACGUUCGCAUCCGCCGUUCAGCACUCCAAAAGCACCAUACUCGACGUGGACAUGCGGUUCAUUCAAGACACGCUGACCCAGAACCCGACUUGGAUUUCUCCACUCGCUGGUCUGAUCCGCUCGGGCUCGUUGAAUGGUCUUCUGAAGGACGUUGCCAAGAAGGAGGAGACCGGUGGACUGAGAUGGAAGGGCAAGUGCACCAAAUGGGGCAGUUUGCCGCUUGAGAUGGCGAGCUUAAUGCUCAAGCAUUGCGGUGUGGAGCUCGCGGAGGACGUACAGAAGGACGAACCCGUCGUACGGACCCUCUUCGAGAUCCAGUUCUGGGCAGCCAAGUCGGCGUCCUUGCCAUCUCGUGCGGACAUUCGCUAUCAGUCCACGUUGGUCAAGUUAGCGAGGGCCCGCAUGGAGGACGUUGGUCGCAACUACAUAGCUGCGGUGAACUCGGCGGAGGCUAUCAGUGUUGACCGGGACAGGUACAACAUCUGGUCACUUAGAACAACACGUUGUACUGCCACGUCUUUGCCACACAAGAUGGACACCCUCGCCUCGUACCUCAGCCACGAGCUUCCUACUCUCCCGGACAACAAGACGUGGCAAUUGGACGCCAAGUGGACCUUCGACUUGUCGUCGGACGCAGACACCACGGCUGGCCUCGGCGACAAUGUGCCGCAGGGACCUCCAGCUUUUUUCAGCUCUGCGUCGGACAAGCGUCGGACAGUUGCAUUUUGCAUUCCCUGCGGGACACACGGAAGCCUGAAGGGCGAGAGCUACAAGUACAAAGAGCCGCAGACCAAGGUAACGGAUGGACAUCGUUUUUGGCACAUGCGUUGGUUUGUGGACUUCCUCGGAGGACACGAGUCUCGAAGUUUCCUCGCAGGCAGUGUGUCGACGUUCAGGAACAAGCUCUUCACGAUUGCAUGGCCCUGCUGGACAGACACGGAGGACGCUCUGAAAAAAGAGCUCGAGUCGCACUUUCUCCAGAGUUCGUUCUCCCUCCUCAAGCAGCAGGAGCACGCUGCAAACGCCGAGAAGAAGGGCACCAAACGAAAGGCAUCCUCGCAGCAGAUGCAGGACGACAUGGAGGACGACAACGAGCAAGCGGACAAUGAGGAGCACACGGGUGACCAGAUGGAAGAGGUAGCAGCUGGACGAAGCACACGUUGUACAGAGUUUGCCACGUCGAGCUUUGCAACGAUUGUUCUUUUGCAUCAAUGGCACCAGGGUAUGCGCAAAGAUGCCAAAUGGAAGAAGCCGGCAGAGGAGGUAUCCAAGCUGGCCGGGGAGUUGCUUCAAGGCCUCGCUUCCUUGUUCCUGCAGACCCCGCAGGACUUCUCAUUCACGUGGGACGGAAACACUCUGGUGCUGCCGUUCAAAGGAGGUUCGCUGGACGUGGACGAGGUUGUACUGCAAAACAGUUUACUUGCUAAAGUACUACACCGCGAUCGUUCCCGAUUCAUGGACGUGCUGCAGGAUGUGAAUGUGGACUGCACCCGUCGGACAAUUGGAGACACUCGCAAGUCAUCUAGUUUGAGGACGAAGUACUACUUGUUGGCGGCUUUGGCACGUGCCAUGGAUUCGUCGGACGACACGCAUUCCUGCUGGACAUCUUUGAAUGUGAAGCAAGUGAUGAGCACCUCCGGAUAUCGUCGGUCGUCCACGAGUUUUCGACAAGAGGUUGCGAGUUCAUCGAAUGCCACACGCAGGACACUUACCUCCACAUUGCAAGGACAUGCGUUCACCGUGCAGGACAGCAGCGAACAGCAGGACGAACAAAAGAUCAAGAAGCACGCUUCUAUGGACGCACACAGGCUAGCACGCAUGGAGCGAUACGCCUAUGUCACGCAGGGCAAGUCAGAUUUCCUCUCGACGGACAUUUUGUGCGUGGUGGCAGAUGCAGUGCACGUGGGAAGUGACGAUUGGCUGAACAUCAUGGUGUACAACCACACGACGGACAAAGUUUGGGUCUGCCCGCCGCAGGUCCAGAAAUCGUCCGUCUUGUCGGCUGAGCAGUGGAAAGCUAUGUGGAACAAGGCUUCCAAGAAGUUCCUCGGGAUCGAGAAACCCGUUGGACCUGGUCAUGCGGAGGACCGGCUGGCCACACUGUCUUGGAUGCAGGACAUAAACCACGGCUUGCGACCCAUUGGCUGGACUUUUGGCUGCUGCCAGAGCACGCCGGCCGGCCCCGCGGAGGACGACACGAAGGCUAAACGUGCACCGAUCAUGAUUUUGUGCACCGACCAAGAAGCAACACAGCUGGCGGCUGUCUCCUUCUUGAGGAACAAAAAGAGCCUCUGGAUCGAACACGUCUCGGACCCCGCCCACAGGUCGCACAACGACGUGGCUUUGGCCUUGUCGGCCGCUGGACUCCUGAAGUUCUGCACGUGCAUCUCGCUGUACAACAUCAGGUAUGGACCCUGGCAGAAGGGCUCGUGGGCGUUGAAGAUCCAGCAAGCCGCAAAUCGCAUGAAGGACAACAUGGACCCCUCGGACCCGAUAUUGCUCCUUUUCUUCCCGGACAUUCUGCUGGACGCCGGCCUCUCCCCCCUGGACGACAACACGGAGGAGAAACGCAGGUCGUUUUUGCAGACAUUACCCGACAUGGACUGCAUCCGCAUCAAGGGCACGAAGGCCAGCAAGAGUCGGUUCAAUUCCCUGACGACGGCCCACAGCGCGCUGGACAAAGAGUGGUCGGUCUUGGCUUUAGUUCUCACGGUGGUCUGCUUGGAGCACAACUGGGCAGUUUCCACUAAGGACCUCUUCUCGCAGGACAGCAACCAGGCCCGUGCCUCGGUUCCAUAUGGUGGAAGCAAGUCUUCUGCCAUACAGGAGGCCAAGCAAGGCAUGGACCAGGAGCGGAAGGGCAGCGCGAACAGUCUACACUUAAUGACGAAGUUCGUGAUCUCGCAGGACAACAAGACGACAGCCAGGAUGAUGUUCCAGGUCUUGCAACCCGAAGAGCUUCGUUGUUCGCUCAUGCUCAAGCAGCUGCGUUCCAAAGGCAUGACGAAGGACUACUACUCUGGCUGGGCACACUGGUCUUGGAUGAGCACUGCAAAGGACCACGUCAGGACUUUGUCGAAUUUGGAAGGUUUAUCUCGUGUCGGCCUCGACCUGACACUGGCACGCGCACAACCCCCGGAGGAGACAGAGCUUGUCUGGCAGGACUCGCUCGCAGGCCAAAUGACGCAGUUGACACUACAGAUCCUGCGGCUGCGGGCCGGGGCACAGCUGUACCAUACUGGAGGUUUCGGUGCGACCGCAGGACUAGUCCAUGCUGAAGAGCAGUUCCGUCGGGCAAGCUUGGAUUUUUUCAAAGAGAUGCAGUCUUGUAUCCAGGACACGCACAGUGGUGGUUCUCGUAUGGCAAAAAAAUUGCUCGAAGGUCAUUUCUCCCAAGGGCCGAUUAGUCGGUACAUCCUCGCCGAUCUUUGCACUACCCGGUUUCAGAGCCUUACGGAGGACGUUGCACACGUAUUGACCAGCAUUUGGUCGGGCCUCUUGAACACGAAGAUCAUCGAAGACUGUAAUAAAGUCCAGCGCGAGGCCGAGCAACGACAUUCGUCUUCGAAGGACUUGGGUCGUUUGGCUGUGACCCAACAGGCCGUGGUCAAGAUGUACGAGAGGGUGGAGGCACUGUCAACGGAGCUCUACCACACGCCGGCAGCGUUUGACGUGGCCAAACUUUUCUGCAAAGACACCGAGAAGAAGAAGAUUCAAGCAGUUCGUCGUCGUUCCGAUUCGUCGGUCAGCACGCAGGUCAGUGCCUCGGAGGUGCAGGAAGCACAGCUUCUUGCAGACGUGACGAAGACGAGGGACUGGGUCUCCCACAACCACGCCGAGGAACAGGAGGUUUUGGCUGCCUUCAGUUUACUGAUGAAGGCAUGGAGGGCCAAGCGAUGGUCGCUUUGUGAAGAAGGUUGGUGCUCUGGACUUUUGCCCGAAGGACAUGUUGUACUGGCAGGUGCAGACCCGUUGUUCAUCGUUCGGACAUACCGUUUGGCUGCACUCGCAUGGCCCGGCAAGAUCGUUAAGGACAAGGACCAUGAGUUUUCGAAUUCAACAUGGGCGUUCGGUCGUUCCACGCAGGGCAGCCACCUCAACAACGGCAUCGUGUUUUUGGUGGACAAGAAGAUGGGCACGUUGGACUUUCACGCCGAGCAGGGUGUGGACGCAGGACAUCAGCUGGCUGUUGCCGCCAUGCUCAACAUGGACAACUCGUUGGUCGAAGAGGACGUGGUUCAACGAAUCCUGGCAAGGCAUCAGACUGACAAGUGGAUGCCGGAGGUCGACGACAAGGACUUGGAAGCCGUCGUUCGGGACACGCUGCUCAUUGGCGAGCAGGACAAGGUAUGCACGAUGUACAAGAACGCCGUCUCGGACCUGGACAAGGACUUUUGGAAGGCCGGACAGGACACACGCCGACGCAAGACUCAGAAGGCCGAGAAGGACAGCAAAAAGCUAAAGCAGCAGUACGACCGGGUGUACGCAAAGCUGAAUGCCACGACGGACGAGCUUGUGAAGAGCAUGGUUCCUGAUACUGUACAGGUUUGGACGGACCCAAAGAAUGGUCGUUGGAAG
Molecule: messenger RNA, 4671 nt
Organism: Symbiodinium sp. CCMP2592
Lineage: Eukaryota; Dinophyceae; Suessiales; Symbiodiniaceae
Source: the annotation of a GenBank genome assembly